Racocetra fulgida is the source of this 368-nucleotide messenger RNA. The record is from the annotation of a GenBank genome assembly. NCBI's taxonomy places the organism in Eukaryota, Fungi, Glomeromycota, Glomeromycetes, Diversisporales, Gigasporaceae.
AUCUUUCGGAAUACUUACAAAACGCUAUUAUGGAACGUGAUAAUCUUGUCAACACUGGCAAAUCAUCUACCGGUAUAUCUUCCUUUUUACGUGAAACAGUUGAUAAUAUCAAGGGUGUAGAUCAAGAGCAAGCGAAAAGAGAACGCUUGCAAAAGCUUGAUGCAAAAAUUGCUGAGGCAACUAUAUAUUAUUUUAUUGAUUAUUUAUAUUCCUAUAAAGGCGAUAAAAUGAAUUUAACUAAAGAAGUUGAGAAUAGCAAUGAUGUUUCUGAUCAAUUUUCCUUAGAAGUUGCUAAAGAAUACGAGAUAUUUCAAAUCGCCAAGAAUAUUGAGAUGAAGGAUUGUUUACUUGCAUAUGCUGACAGCCAC